CAAAAAGUUGGAAAGCGUUUAAGAGCAUGCAGACAAGUCCAUAGCCAUUUAUUUAAAUGGAAUCCGAUACCGCGAGGUUUGACGCCACCGAGGAGUGAUCCAGCAGUUGAUUUAAACGAUGGUUGCUGACAAGGCCACAGCCAGCGCCUUGUCGGGUGACCCACGGCGGCCGGAAAGUGUCACACCUUACAAGCCACCACCGCCAUCUGAGGACAAAGUCGAUGCCUACGCAACCGUGGGGAUGGUGCUGGCAAUGCUGGGCAUGCUUUUGAAGCUACGAAUAUUUUCGUUUAUCUCCAUCGCCUUCAUUGCGUCCUCCUUUAUACAGCGCAACGCGGAGACGGACGUCAAACAGCUCAUUAUGGUCGGGAUGAUGGCUGUGGCGGGCUUGUUCUUCUCGCACCUCCAAGUCCUCCCCUCGGCGCCGUCGGCCACAAACACCACCGGCCCUGCAGUCGCCUCGGGGGCUGGCAGCGAGGGGCCGUAAAGAAGCCAGCGGCGGCCAUCAUUUUUUGCCCUCCACCCAAUUUUGUCCAACAAGGGCUUGUCGCAUCAAGGAAGAGACGUCAAGGGGCUUGAGGGUCCCUUGACUUGCAUAUUUGCACGUGUGUGUUUGUGUGUGGGGGAG
Volvox carteri f. nagariensis is the source of this 628-nucleotide messenger RNA. RefSeq lists its product as uncharacterized. Gene Ontology annotation, cellular component: endoplasmic reticulum membrane. NCBI's taxonomy places the organism in Eukaryota, Viridiplantae, Chlorophyta, Chlorophyceae, Chlamydomonadales, Volvocaceae. The transcript has 3 exons. Gene Ontology annotation, molecular function: protein folding chaperone. Gene Ontology annotation, biological process: protein insertion into ER membrane. The record is from RefSeq and is a predicted model, not a curated record. The coding region runs from base 119 to 487 and encodes 122 amino acids.